UCAAAGUUGAAGUAGGAAAUAUUCUUUUUAUCCAAACCAGUUGCACGAUAAAUCAUGGUACCUUUUCAGCAAUAAUAAACACAGCACUUCGUGAUAAACUCAGUGGGUUCACAUUAAAAUUUCUUGGUUUUCCUCCCAAAGCAACAAGAUGUUGCAAACAGCUUGCAGCUCGUUUUCAUGGCUGUUGAAUGUUGGCAACCAGAAAGAUGGACUGUUCCCAGCAUCUUUCUCAUUUCUGGUUGCCAUAUUGGGAAUUUCACUCUUGUACUCAUUUUGGAAGGCAAGGAAACCGAUGGCUCCAUUGCCACCUGGUCCCCGUGGGUUGCCAAUCCUGGGGUAUCUUCCAUUUCUUGGAUUCGAUAAUCUCCAUCUGGUCUUUACGGAGUUGGGUGGAGUUUAUGGUCCCAUUUACAAGCUUUGGCUUGGGAACAAGCUAACCGUAGUAAUUAGCUCUCCAUCGCUUGUAAAAGAAGUGGUUCGUGACCAUGAUAUAGCAUUUUCAGAGCGAGAACCUCCCAUUGCUGCACAGAUUAUUACCUUUGGCUCCAAUGAUAUUGCGUUCGACUCUUACAGCAGUCCCAGCUGGAAAAACAAGCGCAAAGUUCUCGCGACCGAUAUGCUAAGCAACGCUAACCUUAAUGCCUGUUAUGAUCUACGACGAGAGCAAGUGAUGAAAAUGGUGGAGGAUGUGUAUGAAAACGUUGGCAAGCCAAUUGAUAUAGGCGAAUUAGCAUACUGUGCGUUAAUCAAUUAUAUCGGAAAGAUGGUGUGGGGAGGCGCACUCCGAGGAGAGAAAGGGACUGCGGUUGAGGGUCGCUUCAAAGAGAUUUCUUCGCAGAUGAUGGUGUUACUGGGAAAACCAAACAUUUCUGAUAUUUUCCCCGCGAUUGCAUGGUUCGACAUCCAAGGUAUCAAGAGGGGAAUGAAGAAAAUCCGUCAAUCGUUCAAUGAACUUUUAGAGUCUGUGAUUGAACUCAGAAUGAACACGGUGACUGAGAAAGAAACGAGUGAACAAAAAUUCGACUUCUUACAAUUGCUCUUGGAUUUACACAAGAACCAAGAUAGCCCUUCAUCACUUACGAUGAAUCAAGUAAAGGACCUUCUCAUGGACAUUGUGGUAGGUGCAACAGAUACUACUUCAACUACGACAGAGUGGGCAAUGGCAGAGGUAAUGCAACAUCCAGAAAUAAUGGAGAAAGUGAAGAAAGAACUAACUGAUGUUGUUGGGGUAAAUGACAUCAUUGAAGAGUUUCACUUGCCUAAUUUAAGUUACCUAAAUGCAGUGAUAAAGGAGACCUUCAGAUUGCAUCCACCCGUGCCCCUUCUUGUUCCUCGUUGUUCUGCUCAAUCACUCACUGUGGGUGGCUAUACCAUACCAAAGGGUAGCAAGGUGUUUUUAAACAUGUGGUCCAUUCACAUGGACCCCAAUAUUUGGGACAAUCCUUCAGAAUUUCGACCCAAAAGGUUCUUGGAUGAGCCUGGAAAGUUCGAUUUUCUCGGAAAUGAUUUCCGAUAUAUGCCAUUUGGGUCAGGAAGGAGACGGUGUCCAGGCAUAACCCUAGGGGAGAAGAUGUUAUCUUUCAUAUUGGCCUCAUUGCUGCAUUCUUGUGAAUGGAAAUUGCCCCAAGGCGAACAACUUGACCUUUCCAGCAAUUUUGGAAUUGUUAUGAAGAAAAAGAACCCUUUACGUCUUAUUCCCAUACCAAGAUUGUCUGGUCAUGUGCUUUACAAAAAGUAUUGGCUAUAAACUAUUAUUAUUGUAUCUCCUUUUGCAAAUUACUGUCGUCUAUUAAUCCUGGCAUGUCAUCUAGGACUGGGAUAUCAACACUAAUGCCCCAUUUUAUUGAUAUCUUUUAUAUGAUUGAAUAAAAAAAGAGUUAUUAGUUUGAUGAUUAA
Messenger RNA from Gossypium arboreum, 1896 nucleotides. RefSeq names its product cytochrome P450 71AU50-like. NCBI's taxonomy places the organism in Eukaryota, Viridiplantae, Streptophyta, Magnoliopsida, Malvales, Malvaceae. The record is from RefSeq and is a predicted model, not a curated record. The coding region runs from base 149 to 1747 and encodes 532 amino acids. The transcript is spliced from 2 exons. Gene Ontology annotation, molecular function: monooxygenase activity; heme binding; oxidoreductase activity, acting on paired donors, with incorporation or reduction of molecular oxygen.